Molecule: messenger RNA, 1363 nt
Organism: Salvelinus sp. IW2-2015
Lineage: Eukaryota; Metazoa; Chordata; Actinopteri; Salmoniformes; Salmonidae
Gene: tm6sf2b
Product: transmembrane 6 superfamily member 2b
Biological process (GO): regulation of lipid metabolic process; lipid homeostasis
Cellular component (GO): endoplasmic reticulum membrane; endoplasmic reticulum-Golgi intermediate compartment membrane
Source: RefSeq, a predicted model, not a curated record
AUAACUUGCCCCAAAAGCUCCUAGUUCAUUAUUUCCCUGUAAAUAUGCUGUGUCUGCCCGAGGCCAACCAUAAUUUCAACAAUCCACAGGCCAAAACAGUGGCCAGACGUGGCCGGUGCUAGUGAUUCUCCAGGGACCCUUUGGCUGUUUCAUCUGCACUUGAAGAGAUGGAGAGAUUAGUUUUCUUGUUCUCUCUGAUGGCCCUUGCAGUCCUUCACUGCAUGAACACCACUCCAGACUUCCAAGAGCCUGUUGUGAUACUGCAGAUUGGUAUUGCAGUGUUGGUGGUGGUAUGGUUCUUCUAUUUCCUUAUCACCCGACGCAACCCGCCCAAAGACACCCUUUUCUAUGUGUUUGCUGAGUUUUCCUUCACUUGUGUCAUUGACCUUGUGAGUGCUAUGGAACAUGAUGGUUUUAUUUCCGGGUUUAUGGAAUUCUACCAGAAAACGGGAGAGCCCUAUCUGGGUACAGCCUAUGCCAUCAUGAUGUGCUACUGGGAUGGAAUAGUGCAUUUCAUCAUGUACCUCAUGAUGAUACAGCGCUUAUGGAACAGCAAGUCUUACCGCACCCUGGGUCUCUUCUGGGCAGGAUCGUUGUUUGCCAACAUGAGUGUCUUUGUGACAGGAAUUGUUGUAGGUAAAUUUGGAUCAGAUAUCCGUCCCGCCUUCUGGCUCAACAUGCCCUUCCUAAUGCUUCCAAUAUGGGGUGCGAUCAAGCUGUUCAACCAGCCCAAGAAUGGGCCAACCCUCGGUGGAUACAGGGCCCACUAUGAUCAGAGUUUUAAUCUCAUCUGGCGCCCUACAGACCUUCUCCUGGUGCUGCUGCUACUGGGGGCCAUGGCCUUCACUCUCUUCAGGGGCUUGGUAGCUCUUGACUCCCCUCUAGAGGCCUGUACCAUCUACCUCCGCCAGUACGAGCCCUAUCUGAAGGACCCGGUGGGCUACCCCAAGGUUAUGAUGUUGCACUUCCUGUUCUACAUGCUGCCUAUGCUGGGUGCCUUCAUCUACGGACUCGUAGUGCCUGGCUGCACCUGGAUGCCUGACUGGACUGUAUUCGUUGCUGGAGGCGUUGCCCAGUGUCAGUGGGCCCACAUUGGGGCAUCCCUCCACCCACGUACAGUGGCCCCAUUCCGGAUCCCAGACGAGGCCUUCCUGGCUGUUCUGGCAGCCAACCUGCUGUACGCUGUGAUCCCCUCACUCAUCGCCAUGCGCUGCACCAGUAACACAAACUUCUUCUUGACUGUCACUAAACUUCCUGGGAUGGAGGGGAUGCCCUGGGUUCCUGAUGCUGACACCCUAGUCGAGAAGAAACACAAUUAAAGUUUACAUACUAAUAAAGUUACCAAUAAAGAUAUUCAAAUAAG